Molecule: messenger RNA, 2124 nt
Organism: Asparagus officinalis (garden asparagus)
Lineage: Eukaryota; Viridiplantae; Streptophyta; Magnoliopsida; Asparagales; Asparagaceae
Product: SURP and G-patch domain-containing protein 1-like protein
Biological process (GO): RNA processing
Cellular component (GO): nucleoplasm
Molecular function (GO): RNA binding
Source: RefSeq, a predicted model, not a curated record
AAAUUUGCCCAAACUUCUUCGUCUUCCACUAAAUUUUUCGUUUCCUCUUUCCUCUUCCCCUCUCGAAGAGCGCCAGGGGUCUGCUAAAAUUAUUUCCAAAAGAGGUAAAUUUCCCCAAAAAAAUUUCAAUGUGCUCUAAUUGCAACAGGUUUCGAUAUCGAUCGCGAUUGUCUCUCAUAGGGUUUCAUGGGGGAUCAUUAUUACCAAACCCUAGGUUGUCGACUUGAAUUGUUCUGGGGUUUCUUGUCCGUUUGCUGCGGUCUAUUUUGAUCUUUUUUGCGUGUUAGGGUUUCUCUUUCCUGGAUUGCGAAAUCCUGACAAGAAUUCGGUGUUCCUGUACCUUUAGGGUAUAAAAAUCUUAAUUUCACUGAUUAGGGUUUCAAUCUGUAGGUUCCUAUUCUAUGAAUGAUCAUAAUUUUCUUCCAAUUGGAGUUUUUUGUGUUUUGAAAUCACAGCCGCUUGAAAUUUCUAGAGUUAGUUGUGCCAAAUGGGAGGAUAAUCUACAUGUUAAUAUAUGUAUUUUUUAUGGCUCUGUUAAUAAAUGAUUGCCUUUAAGUCUUCUUCUGAUCGGAGCUUAAAGAGUGCAGUCACCCUUUAAUGGAGAAAAAGACAGAUCCUAGCCUUUUCGUUAAUGAUGGAUCCUUUAUGGAGAGAUAUAGACAGCUUCAACAAGAGAAACAAGCAAAGGAGGCAGCAGGAGCUGAUGAACCCAAGUCCAGUGUGUCAGCUGGCUCCUCAACGGUUGUAAAGCCUGCUGUAAUUCCUAACAAGAGACCAAUGGAGAUCAAAGGAAAUGAUGUAAAGAAACCUAGCCCUUCGCCCUCCAAUGGCAAAUUGGCCUUCAGCUUCAAGAAGAAGUCAAAGGUCGUGGCGCCUGCCAUAAAGUUGGGUGAAGAUGACGAGGAGGAGAGAGGAGAUUCCGGGUCUGGGAGUGGUGAAGAGUCGGUGAAGAGACAGAAGUUGGGGGCACCAAAAAUUUCUGAGCCAUCAUUGCAGCAGGGAGAUGUUGCACCAUCUCCCCCGAGCGAUCCUACAGUCAGGACUGUUGCAGAUAGGUUAGCUACUUUUGCUGCCAAUAAAGGGAGGCAGAUUGAGCAUGUUACUCGCCAAAAAAAUCCAGGAGAUACCCCUUUCAAGUUCUUGUUUGAUUCGAGCUGUUCAGACUACAAAUACUAUGAAUAUCGACUUAAUGAAGAGAUUAAGGCCCUUGAAGAGGCCAAAGGUUCUCACGCAACAGACACAAUUUCUGUAAGCGCACAAGCUACUAAGUCGUCAAGCAUGUCCCAGAGGUGUCCCGUUCAACAGCACUUCAAUUACCAGACGCCUGCUUCAGCUUUAUAUGAGGCCAGUGAAGACGCGUGGUCUUCAGAAGGAAGUACUGCACAUGGUGAAUCUAGUAAGCCUCCUGCUGCAGAUCCUAUAGCCAUGAUGGAAUAUUACAUGAAAAAAGCUGCACAGGAAGAAAGAAAGAGGCCGCCUAAAUACUCAAAGGAUGAAAUGCCACCGCCUGAUUCUCUUCAAGGAACUACUUCAAAGAAGGGCCAUCACAUGGGUGAUUACAUACCACAAGAAGAGCUUGAGAAGUUUUUGGCUUCUUGCAAUGAUGCUGCUGCACGAAAAGCUGCCCGAGAGGCUGCAGAGAAGGCAAAGAUCCAGGCCGAUAAUAUUGGGCAUAAGCUUUUAUCUAAGAUGGGAUGGAGAGAAGGGAGGGGCUCGUGUCACGAAAGACGUGGGCGUGCUGAUCUCAGUAAUGGCCCAGGAGCAUGGAUGAAACAGGAUCAUCUUGGUGUUGGCGCAACUCGUCCUGAUCAAGUAAAACCGGAAGACGAUAUUUAUGAGCAGUAUAAGAAGAGGAUGAUGCUUGGUUACAAGCACAGACCAAAUCCUUUGGGUAAUCCUCGAAGAGCAUACUACUAAGGUGAUGUUGCUGUUCCUUUCCAGAAGGAAUAAGCGUUGGCAAGUGUGGAGCCUUCUGUAUUCAUUUGGAGCAGGUUUUGGGUUUAGUUGGUUUUUUUUAAAAUGUAAUUAACUAUAUCUUGUUUCUGUACCUCAGUUGCACACAAUCGAGGGAAAAAUUGUUUACUUCUAAGCGUGUUUAAAUUUGUUCUCUCUUUUCAGCGACUU